CUGGAACACACGGUCAGAGCAGAGGAGCUCUCAUGCAGCUCGGUGCCAGACGCGCUGUCGACUCUUUGUUUUUUGCGCGAGUUUUACUACGUAGUUGUUUUUGUUUAUUUGGUUGUUUUUUAAAAUUAUAAAUCACAUAAUAUUUCACUUUGGAGCUGAGUCCGUGGCUACCGUGUGUUUGUUUCUUCUUCGCGCAUAUUUGGAAUAUCUUUCCUGAUUAAAGUGGAUACUUGACACCGCGCAGAAGUCUUCUUGAGAGAGUUCGCACAGGAUUGUUUCUGCUCGACUCAGGAGCGCUUCAAGGAAAGAAAAAAGUAUUGUGAGUGCGACUGGGCUUCCUUUUUUUUUUAAAUAACUGAGCCGUCCCAGAAAUGGUGGGGCACCUACAUUUACAAGCGAUGGAUGACAGUCUCAAAGGAAAGAACCGGGAAGGUCUGCUCGACAGUCCAGAUUCGGGUUUGCCCCCGAGUCCAAGUCCGCCCUUCUGCUCACUUUCUCCGGCUCUGAUCGAGUCGCGCUCGGGCAGCUGCACGACGCCCGUCGAAAGCCAUCAUGGAUAUUAUAAGAAGGAAAGCAGAGAAGGGAAACUGCUGCCCUACCUGCUGCUGAACUCCACGGGAACCGACCCAAAGACUCGCAUGCACCCCGUGUUCUUUGGAGAAAGCAUCGAGGUCAACCCCAAACCAGAGAAGGAAAUCAAGUGUAACUCUGAGGUCAAGUACGACUCCGACAAGCACUACCGCGACCGGGUGUUUUGCACCCCCGUUCCCACGGCUACAUCCUUCAGCGAGACGGUGGUGGCGGUGCGGAACUGCACCUGGAGGAGCUACAAAACCCAGGUGUAUCUGGAGCCCCGGCAGAGGCCCGUCAGCUACCAGAGCACCACCAUAAUCUACCCGAAACAUGCCAAGAACACUUACCGCACCACGCUCAACUACAACGCCACAGGCUCCCGCCGUUGGUAUGUCUCCACAGUGAAACUGGAGUCAAGUGAGGAUACUAGUCCCUGCAUCAUCUACACAGAGGACCUGUAGGGUCUGGACUGCAUCAGCCUACACAGGAACAAAAGCUAUUUGGUGAUCGUCCUGGUUCUUUUCUCUUUUUUUCUUCUUUUUUUUUAUUUCAAGGACAAAAAAAAACUCACAAAGACCCACACUGAGAGGGAAAUACUUCAAGCAAUAUCUGGACUCCAUGAAAACCCUGCUCUGCUCACCUUUACUGGCCAUGGAAGAAACUGCAGUGGCAUUUAAUAACCUGAUUAUAUUUAGAUUUUCUACUGUUGCAGUCUCUAAAAAGAACGGCGCUGGUUUUCUGGCAGCUCAAAGCUGCGCUUCGGUGGUUAAUGUCUUAUUUAAAUAUAACGCUGACAAGUGGCCUUCGCACUACUUCGGGUUCCUUUGCAACCUCAGUGAUGGCAAUGAUCAGAAUGUAGAUAUCUGUGUAUAUAGAGAAAAAUCAAGAAUGACUCGUGUUUUGGAGCUUUUGAAAAAUCAGUCACACACAAUGUAAAGCUUUCUAAAUAAUGGCUUUAUUGCACUUGUUUUCUAUAUAUCACAGUUCUCUCCGAGGGCUUUUGGCACGGCACGGGGGAAUUUCAGGACCGCGUAUGAAAAUUUGGACCAAAGAGCGUUUUGAGUGAGACUGCACACUGAGGUAGCGCGCUCGCUUAUCAUUGGACACUUUCAAUUCAAGCUUGUGCAGUUUGAUCGAGAGAGCUAAGGCUAGAGUCUUUUAUCAAAACAACACAGUUAGAGAGAGUAUAUGAGGAGACAUGGGAUCUCCGUAAAAACUCUCUGUAGCAUUAUAUUUAACUGUGUCGGACCAUGACAGCUGUUCAGUUAAAACGAACACGUUGGUGAGCGCAGUCAACGAUGCAGUUUUGGUAACUGGUCCUUGUUUGCUCUCUAGGAGGUGCUGAAGGGCUCCAAAACAAAAAUGAAUAAAUAAAUUAGCAAUAUAUUAAGAGUUUAAUGCUUAAAAAGUGAAUUAAAGUGUGGGUAAAGGACCACAUCACCUGUAGGUCCAGUAUAACUGAGAACAGGACCUUCAACAGUGAUUUCCUUUUUUUCCCUGUCUUUUUCAAACAGUUCACUUUUAACAAUCAGAGGGAAGUAUGUAACACUCCCCCGUCAUAAUUCUCGGUACAGAACAAACUGUACAGUGGCGCUCACUCGUCUGCUUCUCUGUUACGCCUACAAAACAAACACAAAACAAGAAGCUUUUCCAAAUUCACUCUGUGCGGCGAUCGUACAUCUGUUUUAACUGUUCCUCGUGUUAUUGCCAACACUGCUCCACAUUCAGUGGCAGCGGACACUAUGAAAGACAACUCCUUAAGUGAUUUCAUUUAAAGAUUGAGGAAUACGUUAGCGAGUAAAACCGUCCAUACUUUUAAGUAAUAACAAGAAUAAUAAUCGAUGUAAUCUUUGAUGUUGAAUCACAACUUGUAGCAUAACUUCCAAAACGCCAGUCUUACACAACAAGCUAAACUAGAGUCCUGCCAAUACUGUCAGCUGAUAUUAGCAGACCUAUCUGUGAUAAACACAUUUGAAAAGCAAGGAAGAAACGGGAGAAACACCCUUAAGUUUAACUCAUGUUGUGGGUGUUGUUGCACAGUUUAUCCACCAGAGGGCAAACUAUGUCUGCAGCUUCCCUCCAGCCACUGGAUCAAACUCCACAAGCAGCUGAUGUGAGCAGUCAGCAGACAAGUAAAUAAAUAACUACACGGGAACAAUGUGAAAAGUUGUUGGAAAAGGAAAUCUGCAAAUUUUCAGAAAGUUCUGUCUGACAAAAAAAAUAUUGGCCAAUGUAUCGGGAUAUCUGAUAUUUAAAUCACCCGAUUUUGGUAUCAGUCUUAAAAAUCCGGUAUCAGUUGGGCUCUAAACUAAAGUAACAUUUAAUUAAGAAAACAGAGCACUGUUUCUGUUUAUCAGAUAUUUAGUAAAAACUAGCCUAUGUAAUCCAACCUCUGUUAAGUCACCGAUGUGCAGACUUUAUUUAUAAAAUCUACUUAACUAGGCGAGUUUAGAAUAAACUGAGUAGCACAGUAGCACAAAAACUCACAAAAGUGAAGCAGUGAACCCACGCCACAUUUCUCCAUUGAGGGUUUCAUCUAUUUCUUUAUGUGUGUCUAAUAUAAAUAUAUGUAAAUGUUUUAAUUAUUGAACAUGGCAAAUAUUGAAACUUCAGACUUUACCUCAAAUUUUCUUAGGUAUCAAUUUUUAGUCAUUGCCAGUGUGUGUUGUUGAUUGUCAGUUGAGGUUUUCUUGUAUUUUCACAGUUUGAAAUAGCCUCCGGGUUAAGUGUCAAACGGAAAAGUAAGGCGUGCACGAAGCCGAGGCAGUGCAUCAGUACUGUAAGAUGGGGUUUUUUAGAGAGGAAGAAACAAAUAUAAAGAGCGAGAAGAGACGAGACAAGCAGAUCUGCGCUUUUCAAAGAAAAAUAGAGAGCGGCUGAGGAAAUUGUUCAGGAGACGGUUUUUUUUCUACAAAACAAAGCUCCUCGGGAAGAUGUUGCGAGUUUUGCAACGUGCAGAUGGUGCGAGAAAUGUCAGAGACGGCCUGUGAAAUGUCAGAGGAUGAUGAGAGACAGUCGACCAGUGUCGAGUGUAAUACUGUGGUGGCUUUAUGUGAGAUCCUUUGUGUGUUUUCUAACACUUGAUUUUGUUACUGUAAAAUAUUUUCCUGUUGUAUAUGUGGUAUCGAGGCACUUCGCAAUUCUCUUUCUAUUUUUGUACGCCAAUCAUUGUUGUUAUUCUGAUCGAAGAAAGUAAUUUAAAACAAAAGAUGAUUAUCCUGAUGGAAUAAAAGAC
This is a messenger RNA of Pelmatolapia mariae (spotted tilapia), 3808 nucleotides long. It is a transcript of the gene rflna, whose product is annotated as refilin A. Gene Ontology annotation, biological process: actin filament bundle organization; negative regulation of bone mineralization involved in bone maturation; negative regulation of chondrocyte development. Gene Ontology annotation, molecular function: filamin binding. Gene Ontology annotation, cellular component: actin filament bundle. Bases 372 to 1034 code for a protein of 220 amino acids. NCBI's taxonomy places the organism in Eukaryota, Metazoa, Chordata, Actinopteri, Cichliformes, Cichlidae. The transcript is spliced from 4 exons. The record is from RefSeq and is a predicted model, not a curated record.